Xenopus laevis (African clawed frog) is the source of this 2190-nucleotide messenger RNA. RefSeq lists its product as uncharacterized. Lineage: Eukaryota; Metazoa; Chordata; Amphibia; Anura; Pipidae. The transcript has 2 exons. The record is from RefSeq and is a predicted model, not a curated record. The coding region runs from base 655 to 2025 and encodes 456 amino acids.
ACACGGUUAACACAGUUAAGUUAAAUAUAUAAAUGUUCGCCAAAUAUCUCAGAUCUGCAAGAGGUUAAAUUCCUGACAGGAAGAAUCACUUGGACUAUACCAAAAUACUGACCAAAAGUGCAGAAUAUACCUUUGAAUGUUUUACUGUUAAUUAUGUUCUAGUUAAGAAAUAAAUAGUUCUAACAGAGCAGCUAACUUCUGUGGGAAAGAUCAUAGCCACACUCUAAACAGAAUCUUUACCAGACCACAAUCCUUAAUGGACUUUCCCUUACCCCCUGUCUAUAUCCUACCAUUUGGUCUGGUCCCUCCUCAGUGCUUUAGUUCCACAGAAGAGGUCCCCAGCAGACAGUGCCAAUCAAUAAAGCAUUGUAAAGUUAUGAUAUCUCUGCCUGUGUUCGAGUCCUUAUGCCUGUUGCAGUAACAACCCCUACACUGGUGGAGUGUGUGGAACAGAGGGCCACGUGGGUCGGUGUGACAGAAAGCGAGGGUUACAUUUGGUGCCGUGACUCGGAUUUCAUCGAUUUGCACCGGUGACCAGUGAGGAUUCUCAUAUUCGCCAGCGGUAACUGCAGCUGAUAAACAAAUAAGUGGACUUUGUUCAAAGGUUUGAGAGACUAUUUUACAAGGACUCUGUAAGUGGUAUAGAAAGACAAUAUGUCUGAGCAUCGCACAACACCUCCAGGGCACUUACAAUCAACCCCUGCACCACGGGGAAGAGGUAUUCAAUCACGUGACAAAAUAAGUAAUGUAAAUUUAAGUUUUGGCAUGUCAGCAAUUCAGCCUGAAAGUUCACUGACCAGGUCUGGUUCACCUGCACUAACUGGUCAUGGUGUAGCUGAACUGCAACAUCAGCACGCUGCACAGGUAGGAGGAACAAUACAAAAUAGUGACCCUUAUUGCAGAGGUGCAGCUAGCUACAUGCAGGGUACAUCUGAAAACCCUCAGUUUUUGUCCGAUCUUAUAAAAGAAGUUGGACAACAGAUUAGCCACUCAAUUAUAACAGGGUUAGCAGCCCAAAACACCAGACUUGGUGACACUGCGCCAGUGAGUGACAAGCAAACUGAGGAGUGGGCUAAAUUAAAUUGGAUACUCAAUGCAAAAGUAAAGGAACCCCCUGUAUUUAGGGGAGAUGAAAAUGAUAAAUGUACUGUAUAUGAAUGGGAGGAAAUUAUGCAGUCUUACCUUACUAAAAAGGGUUACCAACUUGCUGAGCAUGGUAAAGAGAUUAUGGAUAGACUUAUGGGUCGUGCAAAAGAACUAGUGAAAAUUGGGGUCAGAAAUAACCCAUCUAUAGAUAUUAAACGUGACCCAAGAGCGAUUUACAGUAUCUUGAAGCAACAUUUUGGGGAAGCCAUAUCCUCCGCAACCCCAUUAGCAGACUUUUAUUCCACACUCCCAAAGCUUGGUGAGAGUAGUCUAGACUACUGGAUUCAUUUAAAUCAAGUCAUUGAUCUUGCCAAUGAGUGUUUAAAAAGGCAAGGGAAAUGUGUGGAAGACCCAGGUCACGAGGUGGCAAUGAUGUUUAUUAGACACUGCCCAGAGCCAGAUUUGCAGUGUGUAUUCAGGUGUAAACCCGCUGAAAAGUGGACUGUGGGUGAGGUUCAAGAAAUGAUGGAUAGUUAUCAUAGAGACAAGAGACUGAGGCCCGAAUGUAAGCCAGUCAAAACCAUAGCUAGCAAGAAGGGGGAGAUCUUAAAUGUAUCAACUGAUUCCCACUUUUCUGAACCUCCAGUAAAAGAGAACCUUCCAUCUUAUAUUAAAGAGGAAGAUAAUACAAAUGUUGAGAGAUUAAUUACAUUGCUAGAGAAGGUAAUCCCAGUUCAAGGGGCCUAUCAGCACCCGGUGCUGCCUGUAACAGCUGGGUUAACCCAUUCAAGGAGGCACAAUACUUGUGAUAUAUGCAAAGAUGGCAAACACUCUACAAAAGCACACUGUAUGAUGAACAAUUUAUGUUUCCUGUGCUGGCAAUCAGGUCAUAAGAGGCAGGAAUGUCCAAAAAGGAAACUGACACAUCAGUUAAACUAGAAAGCCUGCAUGUAGAGGGGUGUAGUGUGGGCACAAAUUCACAAACCCCAAUUUCCCAUGAUGUCCAUGACCUAGAGAAUUGCUAUAGGGAACAUGCUCAAUCCAUAACUGACAAGACAUUGGUAGUAUUUCAACGAACACAAAGGGUCGCACCAUAUGACAACU